Molecule: messenger RNA, 2046 nt
Organism: Paramecium sonneborni
Lineage: Eukaryota; Ciliophora; Oligohymenophorea; Peniculida; Parameciidae
Source: the annotation of a GenBank genome assembly
AUGAGUGAUACUUAAGAAACAAUAGAUGGUUUUAUCAUCGAUUAUCUCUCUGACUUUGGCUAAGGAGCAUUCUCCUCUUGUUAUAAAUGUUAUAAUCCAAAAUACUAAAUACCCUUAUGUGUUAAAGUAAAUUCGAUGAUUAGUUUAGAUAAUCUUACCAUCUUAACAUGUCUCUUAAAUGUUCGAUAGAGAAAUAGAAAUCCUUUAACAUAUUUCUUAAAUUGAUUGUAAUUUUCUAGUCAAAAUACUUCAUAUAAGUAAAUAGAGUUAAAAAUGUUUUUUUUUUAUGGAGUAUUGUUAAUAAGGAGAUUUAUAAAAUUUAAUUAAACAAAAUCAAGCCCUGAAAAGAUCACUAUAAAUUACAGAAAUCUUAUAAAUUCUAUCAUAAGUAAUUAAUGGUUAUAAAUAACUCUAUGAUUUUGGUAUUAUUCAUAGGGAUAUAAAACCAGCUAAUAUAUUACUUGGAAAUCAUGGAUAUUAUUAAGUAGAAUUAUAUGAUAAUUUAGCUUACUGAUUAUGGAAUGGCAAAAAUUUUAUAAGAUCCAAGUUUAAAAUUGGAAUAAAGUUCUGUUGGAACUCCUAAUUAUGCAGCUCCAUAAAUUCUUAUUGAAGGAAUUUAUUCUAAUAAAUGUGAUGUUUAUAGUGUAAAAUUUAUAUUUUUAAUUCAGUUAGGUGUAUUAAUAUAUGAAUUAGUCUAUUAAUAAUUACCAAUUAAAGGUUUUUAAUAUUUUUAAUUUUUACAAGCCUUAAAGAAUACAAAACAAAAUAAAAUUGAAAUAAAAACUUUUCCUCCUGAAUUAGGAGGUUCUAUAAAUGAAAAAAAAUAAUUAUAUGAUUUUUUAAAUCGAUCUAUAGUUUAUGAAGAAUCAUCGAGAAUAAGUUGGGAAGAACUUUUCAAAUUAUUUCCAGAUCCUACAAACUCAAUUAUUAUUAGGUCUAACUAAUAGUAAGAAUAAUUCUAGUCUUAAUAAUUAUCUCAUGAUCUUAAAGAAAAUAAUAAAGAAAUGGAUCAUUAAAAAUUUAGUUAUUUCAUGAACAGUAAUGAUUCACUAAUAAAAACUUUGUAAUCUUAGAAUUAAAAUUAAAGUACCUAAACUAAUAAAUAAAUUGAUUAAAUGAAAUAAUCAGAUGAAAUUACAGAUAUUUCUCAAAAUUAAUUCUAUCAUAGUGCUGAAACAUCAUCUCAAAGCAUUUAAUCACCUUCAAUUAAAGUACUUAAAUCAGUUAAAUUAAUUAAAAAAAAAUCAAUAAUUUCUUCUUUUACAUGGCAGGAUGAUCUUUUAGAUAAAGUAAUCUAGUUUUAUUAGUUCAAGAGCACUUUUGCUGAAAUAUUAUUAGCAAAAAUUAAAAAUAUAUUUUAUGUUAUAAACCUUAAUAAAUAAAUAAUGAGUUAUACACCUUAUUAUACUAAUCUAUAUUUACUUUAAAUUUUAGUAGUUGGAUAUUAAUACUCAUGUUAUUUAAAUAUUUAUUAUCUACUUUUUAAAAGAGAUAAAUCUUACGACUAACUCUAAAUCUUAAAAGAUUUAUAUGAGAUUGAUAAAGAAUUCUUGAAUUAUUAAAUUUAAGUGUAUUUAAAUAAAUAAGAAUAAAUCAUUUAAGGAUAAAAACUUAAAGAGAAUUUUAAAUUAUAAAAAAUUAAAUUCAAAGUAAUAUAUUAUUCAAGUAUUUUAUUAGGAAUAAAUUUAAUCAUUUAAGGAAUAUUAAAAAAAAUUCUAAAAUUUUGAAUUAAAUUAACAAAUAAAUAUUAUAUCUAAAAAAGAAAGUCUUUACUCUCCUUAAUUUUACUAUAAAAAAUAUCAAGAAAAAUUUGAUUUAAUGAAUUUUAAUUUUGAUCUUGAGGCUGAAUAUGAUUACUUAGAAAAUCAUACUAUUCAACACUUAGCAUUUUCUAUCAAAUUAUUUUAAAACGAAUUAAAAUAUCAAAACUUAACUGAAAUUUUAUAAGCUAACGAAAAAUCUAUUGUUGAAUAUUCAGAAGAGAAAAUCUUCAUGCUUAAAAACAUAAAAAGAUAUUUUUAAAAUAAAUAAAAAUAAAGCUUAUGA